GAACACUGCUCGAUUCUUUUCUCCCGUAGCGGCCGCGGAGAGUCAUACCUGUGGCGGGACAGUCAGUCGCUCGGCCACCUCGUCCCUUCCGCCGCGCACGAGAGGAGUUCAUGAACACCAGGAAGCUCGUGUUUUUCCCACACCUGGAUUAACUCACGGCCGACGACAUAUUUACAUCCAGUUUUUUUUUCUUCCUUCCUCCAAUUUAUUUCCUUUUUUCUCACGAGGGCAAGGGGGAGACUUGUUUUUUUUUUUUUCUCUCUCUCUCUCUCUCUCUGUCACAAUGUUGUGGAAAUUAGCCGACAACGUUAAAUAUGAGGAUGACUGCGAGGAGAGGCACGAUGGCGGCAGCAACGGGAACCCGCGGCUGCCCCACCUGCCCGCGGUCAGCCAGCACCUCUACAGCCCGUCGCCCGCCCUCUCGCACUCGGCCAGCUCGGACUUCCAGCCGCCGUACUUCCCGCCCCCGUAUCAGCCCAUCAGCUACCCGCAGUCGGGCGACCCCUACUCGCACCUCGGCGACCCCUUCAGCAUCAACCCCCUGCACCAGUCGCCGUCGUCCAACCAGCAGCAGCCGUGGCCCGGCCGCCAGGGCCAGGAGGGGCUCGGCGCGCACGCGCGGAGCGGCCUGGCGGGCCAGAUCCUGGGCCUGGAGGGCGGCUCGUCCGGGGUGCGCCGGGAGGGCUUCCGCCGGCCGGAGCUGCUGCCGCCGCCGCCGCCGCACGCGCACGGCCUGGACUCGUCCGUCAUCGGCGACGGCAUGGGGAUGCACGACAUGGGCCACGGGCUGGAGGACGUGCAGCAUGUAGACGACCACAGUAUUAUUAUGGCCGAUCAGACAGUCAUCAAAAAAGUAUUAGGACUGCGAGGUGGCAGGAACCUUGAUCGCUUACAGAGGACUUAUUAUCAGGGGGGCAUUCUUGCUGGUCCUCUCACUCUACCCAAAGGCAAUGCGCUGGGUCUUCCCUUCCAGAAAGAGUCCCUGCUGGGCAUGGUGUCAAACCCCACAGAGGUGUUCUGCUCCGUGCCGGGCCGCCUUUCCCUGCUGAGCUCCACGUCCAAGUACAAGGUCACCGUGGCCGAGGUCCAGAGGCGCCUGUCGCCCCCCGAGUGUCUCAACGCAUCGCUCCUGGGAGGAGUUUUACGCAGAGCCAAGUCAAAAAACGGAGGCCGUUCCCUGAGAGAAAAGCUGGACAAAAUCGGGCUCAACCUGCCUGCAGGAAGGAGGAAGGCCGCCAACGUCACUCUCCUCACCUCACUCGUAGAAGGCGAAGCUGUCCAUUUAGCGAGAGACUUCGGCUACGUGUGUGAGACAGAGUUCCCUGCGAAGGCGAUGGCCGAAUACCUCGGCAGGCCGCACGUCGAACGCAACGAGGUCAACUCGCGCAAGAACAUGCUCCUCGCUGCCAAGCAAAUCUGCAAGGAGUUCACUGACCUGCUCACUCAGGACCGAUCACCUCUGGGGAACUCUCGGCCGGCGCCCAUCCUGGAGCCGGGAAUCCAGGGCUGCCUGACCCACUUCAGCCUCAUCACUCACGGCUUUGGCUCUCCGGCCAUCUGCGCCGCCAUGACCUCACUCCAGAACUACCUGAACGAGGCGCUCAAACAAGUGGACAAGAUGUACCUGAGCUCUGGCAACGACACCCAGGGGUCCUCAGACAGUGGAAGCAAAUCUGCCGACAAAAUGGACAAGCACAGGAAAUGAGAGCUCAGAGGAGAAUCCCUAAGAACUUGAGACCCCCCCCCCCCCAACCCGAGUCCUUUAAUCUUGCUGCCCUGUCUGCCCUUUUUUGAACUUUAAAAAAACCCAUCAAUAUUUAGUAUCGUCAUUUUGAGAGCUGAGUUUGUGCGCGACUCUGUAUGUAUUUACUGUGUGCUCGCACCGUUGACUUGAUAUAAUAAUGGAUUUCUAAAAAGCUUGUCGCAGAUCAGUCUGUUUUUCGGCACCUGCGGUCAGAGCGCCUGUGGACUGACCGUGAUGGGAGCGCCUCCCGUGAAGACGUAACACAGACCAUAUCACAGCAACCACUAUGCAGUCCUAUACAGUUGCCAAUGUGCCGCGAUGCUACGACCAUGGGACCUGCACUCUGUUGACAAGAAGAGGAAAAAGAACAAAGUGCACACUGUUUUCUUUUUCCCCACCUCCCUAGAGGACAUCAUUUCAAGAUGAGUUGCUGCGGCUGUGAAUUCCUUCUCAGCGUCCCCCCUUCUGCUCCGUCUGGAGGCAAAUCCACUGAUUUCCUGUGUCUCAACGGACUUGCAAAGGACACAUUUUUUUAUAUGAAAAAGAGAGAGAAGAAGAAUAUCCACUUCAUUUUCUUUCCUUUUUUUUUUUUUUUGGAAUGCUUGAUUUGUACAACCACUUCAAAAUGGCUACAGUGUUAUUGUGCUUUGUUCAUGAGAGAUGAUUUGAAACUUAUGUAAGCCUGAAUGAGACAAGAAGUUUUUUUUUUUGUUGUUUGGGGUUUGUCGGUCUGCGUUUGGUCAGAAACCAGAGACUUCCAAGUCGUUAUAUCAGAAGCCUCUUCAGUGUUCGUGUGGAUUACAGGCAUAGCAGCGCUCCCAUCGUAGCUCUAUCUUUUCUACCUGGCAGUGGGAACAUGUUAUUUUUUGUGACUGUUAUAGAUAUUCAUCAACCUUAGUAUUUAAAAAAAAACAAAAAACUGAGUUAAAAUCUAAUCCAGCAAAGCAGCCAGAGUGUAUGCAUGUGGUGAGAAUGUGUGUAAAUGUACAUAUUUCUUUCUUCAAAAAUCUUUUAAUUAGACAUCAAAUUCCAUACAUAGAAUUUUAUCCAGCAUCUUGUCCUGGAUGUAAAUAUUUUUUUAAUUUAUGUUGUAAUUUAACGGGCUUGUGUAAAUAAUGGUAUCAUUCUGGUGUAUGGUUUAACUUUUUAUGAUGACGUGUUAAACUUUUAUAAAUGGGUUAGUUUUUUAUCGAGUAGAGGUUAGGAAGUGGGCAUGAUAUACCUUCUUUUUUUUUUGGAAACUAUGUUUAAAAAAAAAAAAAACUGUUUUAAAGUUUCAGGAAAAAUAAAAAAAAUUAAAUGAA
Messenger RNA from Scophthalmus maximus (turbot), 3048 nucleotides. RefSeq names its product transcription factor AP-2 gamma (activating enhancer binding protein 2 gamma) (gene tfap2c). The record is from RefSeq and is a predicted model, not a curated record. Gene Ontology annotation, cellular component: nucleus. The coding region runs from base 284 to 1705 and encodes 473 amino acids. Gene Ontology annotation, biological process: anatomical structure development; regulation of cell population proliferation; regulation of transcription by RNA polymerase II. The transcript has 8 exons. Lineage: Eukaryota; Metazoa; Chordata; Actinopteri; Pleuronectiformes; Scophthalmidae. Gene Ontology annotation, molecular function: DNA-binding transcription factor activity, RNA polymerase II-specific; RNA polymerase II transcription regulatory region sequence-specific DNA binding.